Messenger RNA from Wyeomyia smithii (pitcher-plant mosquito), 924 nucleotides. RefSeq names its product perlucin-like. Gene Ontology annotation, cellular component: external side of plasma membrane. Gene Ontology annotation, molecular function: carbohydrate binding. Lineage: Eukaryota; Metazoa; Arthropoda; Insecta; Diptera; Culicidae. The coding region runs from base 18 to 536 and encodes 172 amino acids. The record is from RefSeq and is a predicted model, not a curated record. Gene Ontology annotation, biological process: biological process involved in interspecies interaction between organisms. The transcript has 2 exons.
ACCUGCGAAAUCUACAGAUGAAGCAAGCAUUGUUGUUGAUGUUGUUUCUAAGUUCAGCAAUUUAUUGCUCGGAUUUUAAUUUGUCAAUUAGAGGAUCAAUAUUCAUUGUACCGGAUGUCACGGCCAAUUGGUUUCAAGCUGGAGAGUACUGCAACUCCCUCGGUAUGCGGCUGGCAGUGAUCGACAAUGCUGAUGAGAACACCCAAGCAAUACACUCCAUUCUGGAUGCGGGUAAAUUUGCGGAAUCUACAACGGAAAUUUGGAUUGGCGGUAGUAACCUUGGACAAGGAACAGAUUAUUACUGGCAACCCACGGGGGCAAAGUUUGAAGAAACAUUUUGGGGUAUAGGCGAACCGAACAAUCUCGGCGGUGUUGAAAGCUGUGCCCAGCUUCGCCACACUCCAACCCAGGAUUGGCACUGGAACGAUAAGCAAUGCACUUUAGCUCGAAACUUUGUAUGUGAGAGUACCUUUGUCAGUAGAGUGGUUUCAUAUGCUUUGAAUGUAUUGUAUGGGGAUGAAACUCCGUUUAACUAAAGCUUAACAUUUAUGAAGAAAUGCAGUUUUCAAGGUUAUCUGAAAUCGAUUAUAUGAAACAAACUAAUAAUAAUAUCCAUUUCUACAGUAAAUGUUAUACUUUAUCUCUCAACACAAAAUAAUUCAUCAAACGAAUUUGGAAAUAUCUGACAAAGAUUGCAUACUUUCUGCAAGUCAACCACAGUCCAAGAAUACCGAUAAUUUAUUACACACUUGUGAUAUAAGGGCAACUGGUUACCAUUAAAUCCAACAGUUUACCACCUGUAGGAAUCCUAUACGGCUCACACAUAGUGACAUAAACCUAUUAAUUCAGGGCUUCGCUGCAAGAUAGUGCUAAUAAAAGUGUCUUCGCUAAGCUGGCGUGAAAUAGCGUUUGCCAUUAAGCUAA